GAGUGGAGGUGCAGCAGCCGCAGUUCACUGCAGAGAGCUUCUCCGGCAGGAAGGGCCGAGCGAACAUCAUUCGGGCUCUGCAAGUGUGGCGCGAGAUGCACGAGAAGACUUUCGGGCGGCCGCUCCUGGACCAGGAUGGCAACCUCAAGAUCAAGGAGAGGCCACACUUCGCCACAUUGCUGGAUCGAGCUCCUGAGCACUUCCACUCCUUCUAUGCCAAGGCCAAGGGGAAAAACAGCGGCGGCUCCUUCGGAGGCUGGUUCCUGGAGCAGCUGCGGUUCCGGAUGCCGGGUCGAAAGGCCGAUCGCGGUGCACUUCUGACAUGGUUCUCUGAGAUCCAUCAUGCUGCGGCGAAGCCGCUCCCGGCCACGGCAGCUGCGGCGAAGCCGCUCCCGGCCACUGCAGGCUAA
Molecule: messenger RNA, 410 nt
Organism: Symbiodinium sp. CCMP2456
Lineage: Eukaryota; Dinophyceae; Suessiales; Symbiodiniaceae
Source: the annotation of a GenBank genome assembly